Peronospora matthiolae is the source of this 948-nucleotide messenger RNA. The record is from the annotation of a GenBank genome assembly. Lineage: Eukaryota; Oomycota; Peronosporomycetes; Peronosporales; Peronosporaceae.
AUGGCUGACCGUGAGGCACAGACAACUACGAUGGAUGGCUUUGAUGAGGACGUGGACAUGGACGCUACUUUAACCCCGGUCUCAUUUCCAGACUACGAAGAUAAUCUUCAAUCGGUUGCAGUAGACCAUUCUGCACAUACGAGGCAGUCCACGGACAAGCGCAGCAUCUCGUCAGAAACCCAUUCUACCCACGAUUCUUGCUGGCCCCCUGUUCAGACCACUACGGACCCUGGGAUUGACGUGGACGAUAAUGUGAUGGAGACACUAAAUCCGACGAUGCCUGGAGAAAUCAUCCCGGUGUCACGAGGUGGACCUGAUAAGGGCGUGGUGCUGGAUCACGGCGAGCCUCCCAGCCUGGUGUUGGAAUGGAUUGGAAGCUUGCAUGGAUUGCAGGUUGACGUCCCCUCUAAUCAGCAGAGUCUCUACUCUGGUAUCUUUGCCUCCACAACGAAUGUCCAAGCUUCUACGUUUUAUCCUUCAGUGUCCCAAAUGCGGGAUAUCAAUGCCAUUAAGCAGCAGGUUACGGAUCUUAUCUUGGCCAACAUGCGGUACGAUGUACAAUUGAUGCAGAUCGACCCCGCACAUGAAUUGGAACGCCUGUACCAGACUUCCACUCCCCCGAUUUCUGUGAAGGCGGCGACCGCUGCACUAUAUGCUCAUUAUGCGACCUCGAGGGAACAAUGUGUAAGCACGGCGCUUCCCAGCGCUUUUUGGUGUGAGACUACCAUUCUUCGUGCUCUUGCAAUGUAUUUGAGGGAGCCAAUUUAUGUAUGGGGUGUGGACGAGACCGGCAAUUGCUCCGCGAGACGGUUUUCUUUCCAGACAUUCGCGAUGCCCAAUGAGGACGACCACGAAACGGGCAUCGUGCAGGUACUUGACGUUGAGCGAGUUGUGUCAUCCUCGAGGCUUGUUAUAACAACAAGGUCAUUCCAGUCAUGCUGGUAUUGA